This is a messenger RNA of Plasmodium cynomolgi strain B, 2781 nucleotides long. RefSeq lists its product as hypothetical. The record is from RefSeq and is a predicted model, not a curated record. The transcript is spliced from 2 exons. Gene Ontology annotation, molecular function: protein binding. The coding region runs from base 1 to 2781 and encodes 926 amino acids. NCBI's taxonomy places the organism in Eukaryota, Apicomplexa, Aconoidasida, Haemosporida, Plasmodiidae.
AUGCGGGACGCCACUUCCGCGGGCAGAAUUUACCUGAAUGUCCGAGCCAAGUCCAUCCCAGCCGAGUCAAGUCCAAUCCAGCCGAGCCAAGUCCAGCCCAGCCGAGUCAAAUCCAAGCCAGCCGAGUCAAAUCCAACCCAGCCCACCACCAUGCUGUUCAACAAGCUGUUCAAAAAGAAGACGGAGCUGGAGGUGGACUUGUACUUGAUAAAGGACGAGCAGUGCACCCCACAUAUGCUUGACUGCAAAUUGUACGUUAACAACUGGGGGAGGGGGAGUGAUGACCAAGUGGUGAUAUGGAACAGCUCGAAAAAACUUACCCUUAAUGAAGACUCCAUUUACGACUUCAAGUACCAUGAGCUAGACAUGUGUCAAUUUAAAUACAUAAAAAAUGGACUAGUGGAGGAAUACGGAUUGGUGUUUUCGAAGGUCCAAAACAUGUAUUAUUUUUUUAAGUACAUUAUGCUGUCCUAUUUGAAGGGGAAUAUAGUUCUGUGCAGAAGAGUCAAUCUGUUCAAAUAUGAGGAGCCGGUGAAGGUACUCUACAAGAAGGACCAUCUAGGCCUGUUAACAUUUAACACAGCCAAGUGUGAACACUUGUUGGUUGUUCUCUCCCCGGAGAGGUCCCCGUUGGAUGUGGAGUGCGAACACCUGUAUGAAGAACUCACCAUGGAUAAUGUGAGGGAGCUGUACAAAAGGAAUCGGGUCUUCCUUAUUUACGUGUUGAAUUCCUUCAACGAUAUUUAUCUGAGUAGGGAGUCCAUUGGGAUCCACGUGCACAGGUACUUGGUUAACAGCCUGUUCAGGUUCUUCGAGUACAAGGCACUGUACGAGGAUGGGGAGCGCUACGAGGAGUACUUCUUAGAGGAGGUGUCAGGAAAAGCGCUUACAGGGGAGGGGUCACUCAAGAGGGAAGAACCGAACGUGGUGGUACUAGCAGACCCCUCCCCAGGGAACCUUCAAACCGCGGCCGAUGGAGGGGACUCCUACCACGGCAUGAAGGCAACCCGGAUUGAGGACGACGAAUUGGGGUCCUUGGACAAGGCCGUGGAGAGCGAAAUUGAGAAGAUGGACCGGGGGGGAAAACAAGGGAGUGACAAAAUGGGGAAAGACACGCGGGGGAAGCGCGCGAAGGGGAGGAAACCCUCGGGGGGGGAGAGGCACACGGAGGGGCAGAGGCACACAGAUGGGCAGAGACAAACCGAUGGGCAGAGACAAACCGAUGGGCAGAGACACACGGAGGGGCAGAUACACACAGAUGGGCAGAGACACACAGAUGGAGAGACGCAGGAGGGACCCGAGGACGAACUUGCCGCGCAGCUGCACCGGAUGAGCGAGAAAUUUCUCAUCAUUCUGGAGUCGGAGGACGUCCUCAUUGACCACAUCAGGGGGAUACUCAUCUACAGGCAGGACUUCCAAAAUGAUAUUGUCAGCAUCAAGAGGGACUUCAUGGAGACGCACGCGAGGGGGGCAGCCGUGACGGAAGCGAGAGCCGAUGUGACAGCCGAAGCGGCAGCCGAAGCGGUGGGGACCCCAACUGAGGGAGAGUUCCACACGGGGGGGUCCCCUCCGAAGGGUGGGUUCGUCCUUCUCUCCGAGUCGGACGCAACUGACGUGUCGGACGCUACUGACUUGUCUGACGUGAUCGAGUUGGAGGGCGGGGAAGAAAGAGGGUAUCCAAGACACAGGACCAGCCACACAGAUGGUAUGAAAUACAAAUUUGUGAAUACAAGCGGGAAGCUCUCCUUCGUAUUGAGGCAAAAUCACAUCCCACAGAAAAGGAAGCCAAAGCUCAAGCUAAAUAAGAAAAGUGAACCCUCAGAAAGAGAAAUAAACUACGACGACGUAAGGAACAAACUGAACAUAUACACCUUUGAUGAAUAUGGAAAAGAAAAAAUAAUCUACAACUCAAGUGAUGAAAUUUUUAAAUUUAAAAAUGAACAGUGUGUUCCAAAAAGCAUUCACCUAAAUGAUGAACAAGGGAAUAAGCUACUCUUUCUUAACGAAAAAAAUGACAAGCACUUAUUCAUUUUUGAUACGAAUAAAGAAAAAAUUGUAAAAAAAUGGGACACAGAAUAUGUGCCAAUAAAUCAGCUAAUCAGGAAGGAAGAAAAUAUAUACUGUGGGUACAACAAAAAAAGUUUGUACUUUGUCGAUACGAGGAUUAAAUCGUGUGUACAGAAUGCAUUGCUGUAUGGGAGAAACACACCCGACAUUGAGCAAGCCACUGUGGAUAACAGGGGGAGAAUUAUCUUAACCAAUGCUAAGGGAGAGAUUAAAUAUUAUGAUGGAAAAAUAAAUAAAAAUAAUGUCCUUAAGAAGAGUAAAAAUUCCUUGAUGUGUGCGAAUGACAUUGUACAUUUAUGUACUACAUCCGAUGGAGUUUAUUCCAUUGUGACUUGCCAAAAAAGUGUAGUGAUUUGCGAAAAUUCCAUUCAAAGUUGUAGCCUUUUUGAGCGAGUCAUAAAAAAGGAGGAGCGUCUUCAACAGAAAAAAUUCCUCCUGCAAAUUCACUACGUUGAUGUUUUUACAUACAAUCUUGGGGACUACAAAUUUGAGAAGAGCACCGUCAGUAGUGACAACUCUCUCGUGUUUACAUUGUCUGCCAAGUUUUACGUCGUUUGGAAUUUUAAGGAUGUAGUGAAUGGGCGUAUUUCAUAUGUCAUUAAGAAGACCACGGAGGACAUCUCUGAUAUGUCCUACUUCAACUUUAGCGAUGUGCAGGGGGUCCUCGUCGCGACGGAGAACUCGCUCAAGUCGAAGAAGAUCACCAGCGUGUAG